Pyrgilauda ruficollis (rufous-necked snowfinch) is the source of this 2741-nucleotide messenger RNA. RefSeq names its product dual adaptor of phosphotyrosine and 3-phosphoinositides 1 (gene DAPP1). Lineage: Eukaryota; Metazoa; Chordata; Aves; Passeriformes; Passeridae. The coding region runs from base 16 to 801 and encodes 261 amino acids. The transcript has 9 exons. The record is from RefSeq and is a predicted model, not a curated record.
AGCAGCCGCGGGACCAUGGCCCAGCUCCGGGAGCCGCGUCCCGCCGCGCCGCUGGAUCGGGAGCUGAUGGCGCUCGGGUGGUACCAUGACAACCUCACCCGGCACGCAGCGGAAGCGCUGCUGCUCUCCAACGGGCAGGACGGGAGCUAUCUUUUGAGGAAGAGUAAUGAAAGGGAAGAUUUGUACUCCCUCUCUGUAAGGGGAAAAGAUUCUGUGAAACACUUCCAUGUAGAGCACACAGGAACUUCAUUCAAGUUUGGAUUUAAUGAAUUUUCUAGCUUGAAGGAAUUGGUCAUGCAUUUUGCAAACCAGCCUUUAAUUGGAAGUGAAACAGGAACUUUAAUUGUAUUGAAGCAUCCCUACCCACGGCAAGUGGAGGAGCCUUCCAUUUAUGAGUCUGUCCGAGUGCACACUGCAAUGCAGACGGGAAGGACAGAAAGUGACCUUGUCCCAAAUGCUCCCUCACUUGGUACCAAAGAAGGAUAUUUGGUAAAACAAGGCAAAAUAGUCAAGAGCUGGAAAACAAGGUGGUUUACACUGCAUAGGAAUGAACUGAAGUACUUCAAAGACCAGACAGCUACGGAACCAAUUCGAGCACUUGACUUAACUGAAUGCUCAGCUGUGCAAUUUGACUAUUCCCAGGAAAGAGUCAAUUGUUUCUGUUUAGUGUUCCCACUAAGGACAUACUACCUGUGUGCCAAAACUGGGAUAGAAGCUGACGAGUGGAUUAAAAUCCUGCGGUGGAAACUGUCACAGAUACGGAAGCAGCUGGAGGAGCGCGGUGCCGCCCUCAGCUCCUAGCUGUGUGCCAGCGCUCCCGCUCCACUGGCAGCAGCUGCCUCUCUCCACGGGGAAGGCAUUCCUUACCAGAGGGCAGCCUCACGUCUCCAGCGCUGUCUGUGCCCCUUCACAGAGGCCACCCAGCUCUGCACACACGGGAUCCUGCGGCUCUGGGUGCUCUGCGGCUGCCGAGUUGUGCAGGGCACGGCUGCAGAACCAGAGUGUGGGUUUGAUAUGUGUGGCGUAUGCCUGCAACGCACUGAAUUCAAACACUGCCACCUAAUCACAGAAGUGGUCACUGUUCAAAACUUUUGGGGUUAUUCAGAGCACUCAUUAAUUUAUUGCAAGCUGCAUCACAAGUAAGCAUCAGUAUCAUGUUCUGUAACCUUGAACCUUUUAUUUAAAACAGGUCCUUUCUGGAAACAUUAAAUAUCUUUUUAUUACCUGUUUAGGCUUUAAACCUGAAGAAAAAUGACAGAAUUACAUUUUGUAAAUAGCAUCUAUAUUGUAAUCCAGAGAGUAGUAUUUCAAGGCCCUUUUCAAAGUGACAGAUGUCCGACACCUAGUUCAGGUCAAACAAAUUUUAAUAUGGUUUAGCUUUAUACCACAGGGAUGACUACAAGGGAAUGUUUGUUUCAAUCAGCACCUGUAGGUAAUGGUGAGCAGCACCAUGUAAGCACACUUGUAUACAAACCAUGGUUUUGAGAAACAGUAGCUGCUUCCUGGCACUCAUAGGACACACAUUUAACAGCGUUGUGGCUCACUAGAGAGACAAGUGGAACCCCAUGAUGUUGGUGCUGUACUCUAAAUAGGUGUUAUAUUUUGGAAGCAGUUUGACGCACUGGAGAGGCUCAAGACCAGACUGACCCAGCUGCAAGAUCCCCUGAGCAAUUCUGUGCCUCCUCGAGGGCUGGGAAAAGAGGGGGGACCCUCUCUCCCGGCAUAACAAUCAAAUUUAUGCUGAAACAGCACCUGCCAACCUCUCCUGCUAUGCCACACUGCAGUCUGUGUUUGGUAUUGCUCAUGCAGAAGGGGUUUGCCUUUGCUGGGAGAAGAGUGCAGAAGAGGAAGGCAAAAGCACAUUGGAAGAAGAAAAUCUAGAUUUGGACAUAUAAAUAGCAUUUUAUUUCAACUUAGAAAUUAAAAGUAUUUGUAAAUAUUUUUAUAUAGACUGUUUUCUGAAUAAAAUGUCAUUAUAAAACUACCACAGGUCCUUUAUAUUCCUGUACUGUAUUGUUAAAGCUUUGUGCUCCUUUUUCCCUUAAUGAAGCUUUAAGAAACUGGCAUCUCCCAUUUAGUUAAAAACCUUUGCUGAGUUUCUGUGAGAGAGAGGCAGCAUAAGGGGAAGAGAGAGAUGAUACUCUCUAGCACAUCACUGUCCUGUGAACAUGGCUUGGAAAUGGAGCUUGUGGGGAAACCACAAACAUAGCCUUCCCUUUUUCACAGCAGCAGGCUGCUUCACAAAACACUGGAAACAAGCUCAGCACAUGGUGUCACAAACUGAAGCCAGUGAAAGAAAUGGCACUUGGGUGGCCCUGGGAGCCGUCACAGACAGAUGGGCUGAGCAGAAGCAAACAGCAAGGGGAGGCCUUUGCUGGAGCACAAACACAUUUUGCCAGAAACACACACACCUUCCAGCUGCUUCUGUAAGACCGGCAACCAAAGUCCCAUUCCAGCUUAUUUCAAAUGGAAAAUGGUUGACUGACAAUCUUUUUGAGCCAGGAACUCGCAGCUGUCAUUUCCAGCACCACUGUUCCCCCACCCUGCCUGCUGCACCACAGGUUGAUGAGGUGUGAACACGGGGCCACGGCGUGCCCGGGCUCAGAGCUGCCCAGAGCUGCCCCCCAGGCCGGCAGUGCUUGGCAGGUGUCAUAAGGGGACGUGCGAGGGAGCAAGAGGGGGGCUAAGAGCCCAGGCUUGACCCCCAGCAACAGAUCUCUGCACUGCCCUGGGACUUGGUA